UGCAUAACAUGGUUCAGGAUCUAAAAGGGAAUAUUAGAGUUUACUGCAGAAUAAGGCCUGCCUUCGAUGCAGAAGCGAAAACUAUCGUAGAUUUCAUUGGAGAAGAUGGUUCUUUGGUUGUAAUUGAUCCACUAAAACCCUGGAAAGAUGGGAGGAAAAUUUUCGAGUUUAACCGUGUUUUCGGUUCAAGUGCCACUCAGGAAGAUGUAUUUCGAGACACUAAACCGCUUGUAAGAUCAGUGAUGGAUGGUUACAAUGUAUGCAUUUUUGCUUAUGGUCAAACUGGAUCUGGGAAAACAUAUACUAUGUCUGGCCCGGGAGGUGAAUCAACAGAGGAAUUUGGAAUCAAUCAAUUGGCUCUGAAUGAUCUAUUCCUAUUAGCUGAUGAAAGGAAGGACAUCAUGAGUUAUAAGAUCCACGUUCAAAUGGUCGAGAUAUAUAAUGAGCAAAUUCGUGAUCUUCUUGCAGACGAUCCUUUGCUUACUAAAUAUCCUUUCAUUGUGAUUUUUCCGUAG
Molecule: messenger RNA, 515 nt
Organism: Capsicum annuum
Lineage: Eukaryota; Viridiplantae; Streptophyta; Magnoliopsida; Solanales; Solanaceae
Product: kinesin-like protein KIN-14L
Exons: 4
Coding region: 9-515 (168 amino acids)
Biological process (GO): microtubule-based movement
Molecular function (GO): microtubule motor activity; microtubule binding; ATP binding
Source: RefSeq, a predicted model, not a curated record